AUGGAUGCCCCAGAGGAGUUCGACAUCAAACUCCAAAAGAUCUCGGCCGACCUCAUUGCCGACUUUGACCGCUUCCUUCCAACCUUUCUACGCAAGGCCGACGGCAAUGGCGGAUCACGAGUCUAUUCUCGCGUCCGCUCCCGCGACCUAGACUGGGCUACCGGGACUUGUCUUGACCCCUUCCAGGAGCUACCGCAGCUACUGGAUGCCCACCUAACCAGAUGGAUCCCCUUCCUGUCAAACGCAUUCCUAGACCACACACUCGCCCGGCACCGAGACAGGCGACAGCAGCGACAGCAGCAAUACGGUGUCCAGGGUGAUGGGCAGGCAUCGUCAAUCAGCUCCAAGCACCUCGUGUCCGUCGAGCAUGCCAUCUGCAAGAUGCUCUACACCUUUUGCAAGAUCCGCGGCGAGAAGGUCAUUGUGCACUUCCUCAACGUGGAAGCCAAGUACCUCGAGGUCCUGCUGAGGGCCAUUGAGGAGGCAGAGGAGGGGAGCAUAGGCACCGGUUCGGUGUCGCCUUGGUCGUGGGAGCAGCGCUACGUCGUUCUCCUGUGGCUGUCGCACCUCAUGCUGGCCCCCUUCGACCUGUCCACCAUCUCAUCCGUGGACCUCGACCAGGCUGCUGCCCCUGCCGUGCCCGGGCUGAAGCUCCAGGACAACCUUCCCAGCAUAACGCUGAGGGCUGUCCCGCUCGCCAUCAAGUACAUUGCGUCGCCCGGGAAGGAGCGCGAUGGCGCCAAGGCGCUCCUCGUUCGCAUCGCCAUGCGGCGCGACAUGCAGCAGGCCGGCGUGCUAUCCAGCCUCAUACAGUGGUCACUCGCAGCGCUGCGUCCCAAGCCAAACGCCGCUCCGGAGGACGCGUACCACUACCUCGGUGUUCUGUCGUUCCUGGCUGGUAUCCUUCGCUCGUCGUCAGACACGUCCGACGCGAACGAAUUUCUGCGGCCCAUAUUCGACACAGUGCACGGCAUUGCCGUCAGAGGCCAGGAAGGCGAAGACGAGGCGGUCAGGUCGAUCAUGUCGUUUGCCCUCACGCGCAAGAUGAUCCUCAAGGUGAUUCGCUUCGUCACUGUGUCGCUCCUCAGGGACGACGAUGGCACCGACAUAACCGAGACGGCAAUCGGCUAUCUCCUCGAGAGCUUGUCGGACACGGACACGCCCGUGCGCCUCGCGGCGAGCAAGUCGCUCAGCAUCAUCACUCUCAAGCUCGACCCGGAGAUGGCGUCUCAGGUCGUCGAGGCGGUGCUGGAGUCGCUGAACCGUAACGUCAUCUGGAAGAAGACCUCGGCCGACUCCAAGCCGAUACGCGACCUCGCAACCGUCGACCCGACCGAGUGGCACGGCCUGAUCCUCACCCUGUCUCACCUCCUAUACCGCCGCUCUCCCCCGGCCGACCAGCUGUCCGACAUCAUCCACGCCCUUCUCCUCGGCCUGUCAUUCGAGAAACGCGGCGUCACGGGCGCCAGCGUAGGGUCCAACGUGCGCGAUGCCGCUUGCUUCGGCAUCUGGGCCCUUGCCCGCCGCUACACGACCGCUGAGCUGCUCGCCGUGCCCACGCACUCGGUGUACGCGGCCAAGGCACACCCCGCCGCGAGCUCCAUCCUCCAAGUCCUUGCGACCGAGCUGACCACGACGGCGUCGCUCGACUCGGCGGGCAACAUCCGCCGCGGUGCCUCAGCCGCGCUUCAGGAGCUUAUCGGCCGCCACCCAGACACGGUCGACAAGGGUAUCUGGGUCGUCCAGACUGUAGACUACCACGCUGUCGCGCGGAGGUCCCGCGCCAUGGAGGAGGUGGCACUCGGCUCUGCCAAGCUGUCGAGUCAGUAUGGGGAAGCCAUGAUCGACGGCGUCCUCGGAUGGAGGGGCAUCGGGGACGCAGAUGCAGCCUCAAGACGAGACGCCGCAACCGCUUUCGGCCGUCUGACGGCUCAGCUGGCGGCUUCGGACGUUCAGGGGGUGCUGCCUAGGUUCCGGUCGUCUGUCCAUCUGGUGGCCGGGGAGAUCGACGGUCUUCAGAAGCGCCAGGUUGAAGAACGGCACGGACUUCUGCUGUGCUUCGCCGCCAUUCUGGACCAAUACCCGUCCCUGACGCAGCAGUCAGGGGCCGCUGGAGGGAGUAGGGAGAUGACGAGAGGCAUCAUCGGCACGGCGACUGCUAUUCUCAGAGACUGCAAGACGACGACAUAUCGACGUCCAGAGCUGGUAGUCGAAGCGGCGAGCAGGCUUGUUGCAUCCAUGCUUCCUAUCCUCCAGCAAGAAGUUGUCGGGCACAGCUCUACAGACCCGCUACAGACGCUGGCGCACCUUCUGCCGUCGACGUCGGGAAGGACCCAAGGAUACCUGCCCCUGGUCUCCGUCCUCGAUGCCGGGCAGAGGAAGCCCGAGAUUGACGAGUUCCUGUCUGCCCUGCACGAGGUCAUACCCCGAUGGCUCUCCCGCAGCGAGGCCGACGCCAUCGAGGCAGCAUCCGCCGCCGCCCUGAUCUUAGUCCUCUUCUCCGCGGAACCGGAGCGGUCGUCAAUCCUGGCAGGAUGGGCCGCGACGGUCGAGACCAAGCCCACGAGCCGCAAGGGCACAGCAGGCGACGGCUAUGUCUACACAUUGGCUAUGGCGCAGCCGCUGGUAGGUACCGGCGGCGUCGGUGAGGAUGACGUCGCGUGUCGCGCGCUCAACCGCCGGUGGGCCGUCGACGAUGAGGUGGACACGCGCGUGGCCAUCCUGCAGGCCCUCACGCGCAGCCGCCUGCUACGGGACAAGCCGCUGGUCUUCCUCGGCGUGCUCUCGGACGGACUAAACGACUACACGACUACGGCGAGAGGCGACGUGGGCUCCCACGUCAGGGUGCAAGCUCUGAAGGCGGUAGCGACGCUAUGGGGCGACGACAUGCGCAGCAAGGGAGAGUGGGUGGGCGAAUCAGUCAGGGCGCUAUUCUACAGUACGCUGCGGCUGUCGGCGGAGAAACUGGAUAGGAUACGGCCAGAGGCACAGAUUGCCGUGUCGCUCGUCCUCGACAAGGAACACACGACCGCAUUCAGAUCGACGAGCUUCUCUUCCAAGGCCUACUUCCGGGCCCUUCUGGAUCUGGUGCACUCGGGCGACGGGGGAGAGCUGGAGAGCUCGGUGGCGGAGCUUGCGUCGACAGACACGGAUGGGUGGAUGGCCAGCCUGCUCAGCGGGCUGGUGACGUCGGCGGACACGGGUAACGAGGACCUGGUGGUAGCGAGCAGGGCAGCCCUGGCGGACUUCUGCGACGACGGCGAGACCAAGGCCAACCUGGAACUGGUGUGCAGAGCCCUUCUGGGCAAUGUCAAGACACGCCAGGGCCAGGACAGGGUGGUCGUGCCCACGCUCGAGGUGAUCGCCUUUCUGUUCCACGCGGGCCUGUUCCAGCAAUGCGACGGCGAGGCCGUCAGCCUGCGCAGCCUGUGUCUCCAGACGCAAAAGGCGGGGUACAAGACGGGCAACAUGCGCAAGAUCGACGCGUGCAUCAAGGUGUACGGGGGGAUCGCUGCCGCGGCUGCGGCGACUGAGGCGACCGACAAGCUAGACCCGACGGCGGCCGGCAUCCGAGAGGCCCGCAAGAGGUUGGGAGCUCUACUGUCCCACCCCUGGCCCAAGGUUCGGGUGUCGGUUGUAGACCAGCUCUGGGCUCUGGAGUCGGCCGCGGCGGGCGAUGACAGGAGCCAAGUCCUGAUGGGCGUGGACUGGGCCAUGGCUGACAAGAGCCAGAUACGGAGCGCUGUGCAGCAGUUGCAGCUCGAAUAG
Molecule: messenger RNA, 3768 nt
Organism: Geosmithia morbida
Lineage: Eukaryota; Fungi; Ascomycota; Sordariomycetes; Hypocreales; Bionectriaceae
Product: tubulin-specific chaperone D
Exons: 3
Coding region: 1-3768 (1255 amino acids)
Biological process (GO): post-chaperonin tubulin folding pathway; tubulin complex assembly; microtubule cytoskeleton organization
Molecular function (GO): beta-tubulin binding; GTPase activator activity
Source: RefSeq, a predicted model, not a curated record